GAUAGAUAGCAAGAGACAGUAAUGUAAUGAAUAUAAUUCAACCAACUUGACUUGAAGGCAGUUUCCCUUCUGUGAAGCCUUCAGCUUUUUCUUGCUUUUACUGAUAACAGGCUUUGCUUCAAUAGUACUCUUGAAAUGGCUAAGACCAAAAUCAAGAGCAGCCAUUAAUGAAAGCUUCAUGUUUCUCUAAGAAUCUGUUUGGUUCCAUAGAAUCCUCAGAAAAAUAAGAGAAAAAAGAACCAAAGCUCACUCUUCUUUCUUUCUCAAUAAGUCAAAGCCAUCAACUGCCAUUCUCUGGUUUGAUUAGACUUCAUCUUAUUCGACGGUUUGUUUUGUGUCUUAUCACUUCCAUUGCAGGGUCUGAAAUUAUUACAUGAUUUCCAAAACCAUGCAGAGUUAUGUAGGAAUUGUUGGAAAUGGUUUGUGGAAUAUUAGUAGUGUUAGCAUCUGACUCUGCUCUGCCAAUGUAUAUGAGAUCUCAAUCAAUAAGAUAUGCCUCAGGACAGUCUAAGCUCAAGAAUUUACAAAUCAUUUCUAACUUGUAACAAUCCGAAAGGCAUAGUAGAUAAGAGCACUGUCAGAAAAAAGAAAGUUGCCCCAUCAAAAAUGGAGAAACGGAUCAGAAGCCGGACAGAUAGGAAGAAGUUGUAUGAAUUUUCGGACUGUAAGUUACGAGGAGAGAAAACCACCACCAAAGAAGUAAGAGAUGAAUUCAGUAGUUCAUCCUCAUCUCAACUCAUGGAAGUGUCCAGAGGAGCUCAGAAGCUGAAUCGGACAAUCGAUUUGUGGUCUAAUGGAAUGAAAUAUGAUAGACAAUCUGACCAAAUUGCAAGAGAUUUGUUUGAAGGAGCUCUUGAUUUGCAACAGUCCUUGGUCAUUCUAGGGAAAUUGCAGGAAGUUUCAAGGUACAUGACUCAGAUGAAGAAAGAUGAACGGAUGGAAAGGAAAACAACUGGAAAUAUAGACAUGAAGAGAAUGUGCUUCAACCAAAAUGAAUUUCAGAAACCCCGGCUUUCGGCUGAUUAUUCUUAUGGAGAUGGUGCAGAGGAACUGAAGAAGAUGAUCCGAGAUCGCCUUGCAAGACAACUCCUCUUUCCGAAUACAACAAACAUGGCUGAAAGAAUCAGUUUUCCUGAAAGUAGUAUGGAAAGUUCAGCUUCAGAUUUCGCAUCCACGAGCUCUAGCCAAUCUUCAAUGAUGUACAACACUACUCCAAACCCAGCAAAGAAGGGUAAUGGCAAAAAUCUGAUUGCCAAGCUAAUGGGUCUAGAACCUCAAUCAAAGCAAAUGCAAGAAAAUCUACACAAACAGUUUCUUGAUGAGAGUAAUUCAGAUCGCCAGAGGCCCAAGUAUAGCAUGGAGAUGGCUGAGACAAAGAACCCGAAGUCUGCUACACGCAAGAUAGCACAGAGGACCUUGGAGUCAAAUCUUGACACCCAGCAAUCCAAAGGCAUAAAUAAACAUUCUGCAAAGGAAAUGAAUGACUAUUUCAAUUAUUCUAGCUACAUCCAUUCAAGAGAAGAGUUAACCCAUACUGCUCCGCCAAUUGUACUGCUAAAACCUGUGCGUGUUUCACAGGUUGAAUUGGAAGAACGUCAAGCACAAGUAUUUGAAGAAGAUGAAGCAUUUAACAAGAAAAAGUUCAUGAAACUGAAGAUGAAAGAGAAGUAUCAUCAGCAAAAGGAUGACAGUAAAGUAGAAGCUUUAAGUUCCAAAAAGGUGCUUGCGUCAAUAGGGGCUGAAGAGACUACAAUCUCAAGGAUUUAUCACAGAAAAGAAGCUCAGAACCCAAAUGAAGAUAAUUGGAAACCAAAAGAAUGUAUCAAUGUUAUCAAGCCCAAAAAAAGGAUUUCACAUAUUCUACUUGAUCAAAAUCUCCAGAAGAAAGAAGCAACUAAUAAGAAAGUUCUUGAAUCACAGAAAGAGAUUGUAGCUAGAAAAAAUCUACUUUCGCAAGCUAAGAUUGUGCCAAAAUUUCAAGAUCAAGUGCAGGGAUCCCUUAGCAAACUUCAACGCAGAUCAAAUGUCGUAGGGGAACCUAUCCUUCAGGACUCUACUCCUACAUCAGACACUGCCACCGAAUGCAGCCCAUUUAGCAUGAAUCAAACAAUUGUAGAAAAGGUCAUCAAUGAGGUUUCAGUAGAGAAACCAGCGGCCAUUAACUUUGGAGGCAAAAGCAAUGUUAAGAAGCCUGAUCAAACAUAUUCUCCAGCAUCUUUAUUAAAUAUGGAGGAAAAAGGCGGUAGCUCCAUAUAUCAAACAUGUGAUUACUGUAGCAAAAGCCAGAGUUCUCUCAUUCACUCAUGCCGCACACCAGAAAGCUCGAAGUACAUAGACCAUGAAAUAUCAGUUACCAAACCUGUAUCUAGCGCGAAAACUCCGAUUUCCAUCAGUCCGCCGCCUUCCAGCCACACGAAUGAGCUCUACCAUCUAAAUGCGAAUGGGAGUUCAAGAUUAUGGAUCUCGCCGGAGGAAUCGCCGUCGAAUACCUGUGACGUCGUGGAAUCUUUGAGAAAAUACAGAAAAAUCAAUGAAACAACAAACGGAGUUGUUGGUUUAAGCUGGCAGUGGCCGAUUCGAGAAUCGAUAAAGGAAGCAGAGGAAGUUGUGGAAGAUCUGGAGGAGAGAAUAUUAGUUGAAUUAAUUCAUGAGGUCUUUGCAUGAGCCUUUGUUUGUUCUUCAUCUGCCACUUUUUUUUUCUUUUUUUCUUUCCUUUUUUUCAAUUUUGAGAAAUUAUAUCAAUUUGUAUAAUAAAAUAUAGGUUUGAAUUCUUCUGAUUAAUAAUUACAUCAAAUUAAGGUUGAAGGUUCAACACUUGUACUAUUUUUUUUUCCCCUUCCCCACUCGAAUUUUCAACUGUUCUCUUUUGUA
Benincasa hispida (wax gourd) is the source of this 2871-nucleotide messenger RNA. RefSeq lists its product as uncharacterized. The record is from RefSeq and is a predicted model, not a curated record. NCBI's taxonomy places the organism in Eukaryota, Viridiplantae, Streptophyta, Magnoliopsida, Cucurbitales, Cucurbitaceae.